Messenger RNA from Diaporthe batatas, 3180 nucleotides. RefSeq lists its product as uncharacterized. Gene Ontology annotation, biological process: peptidyl-threonine phosphorylation; protein autophosphorylation; actin filament organization. The transcript is spliced from 3 exons. The coding region runs from base 1 to 3180 and encodes 1059 amino acids. Gene Ontology annotation, molecular function: ATP binding; protein serine/threonine kinase activity. Gene Ontology annotation, cellular component: cytoplasm. Lineage: Eukaryota; Fungi; Ascomycota; Sordariomycetes; Diaporthales; Diaporthaceae. The record is from RefSeq and is a predicted model, not a curated record.
AUGGCUUCCUACGGCCACCCUGCGCCGGUCGCCGCCCCGAGACAUGGCCAGGCAGUCACUUACGGCGCACCUAUUCCGGUGGUGCCAGGUUCCGGCGCUCCUGUCGGCACCUUUGCGCCCGGGACCAAGAUCCAGGUUGGCAGCCAUCGCGUGGUGAUCCAGAAGUACCUGUCAGAGGGAGGCUUCGCCCAUGUCUACCUCGUCAAGCUGCCCAAGCCGGUCGACGGCACGGACCUGGCCGUGCUGAAGCGUGUUGCUGUCCCGGACAAGGACGCCCUGCGAGGCAUGCGCACCGAGGUUGAGACCAUGAAGCGGCUCAAGGGGCACCGCCCAAUCGUCACCUACAUCGACUCGCACGCCUCAGAGCUUAGGGGCGGCGGCUACGAGGUGUUCCUGCUCAUGGAAUACUGCAACGGCGGCGGCCUGAUCGAUUUCAUGAACACUCGGCUACAGCACAGGCUCACCGAGCCCGAGAUCCUCCAGAUAUUUACCGACGUCGCAGAGGGUGUUGCGUGCAUGCAUUACCUGAAGCCCCCAUUACUCCACCGCGACCUGAAAGUCGAGAACGUCCUCAUCAAUGCGACGGCCUCGAAAAAGAAGUUCAAGCUGUGCGAUUUCGGCUCCGCUGCUCCGCCGAGAGCUGCCCCAACAACUGUCGUCGAUUGUCGGCUGGUGGAGGAGGAUGUCCAGAAGCACACGACCAUGCAAUACAGGAGCCCGGAGAUGAUCGACGUGUACCGAAAGCAACCUAUCGACGAAAAGUCAGAUAUAUGGGCGUUAGGCGUCUUGCUGUAUAAGCUGUGCUACUACACAACCCCCUUUGAAGAGCAGGGCCAGCUUGCCAUCCUCAAUGCAAGCUACAGGUUUCCCAGCUACCCAGCCUUCUCGGAUGGGCUGAAAAGGCUAAUUGCAUCCAUGUUAAAGGAGAAUCCGCAGGCCAGGCCAAACAUUUAUCAAGUCCUAAAGGAAGCCUGUGCCAUGCAGGGCCGCGAGGUUCCCGUUAAAGAUAUUUACACAGGGAAGUCGAGGUCGGAAGGACGGCCUCAGGAAGCCCCUCGGCAAGAACCCGCCGCUGCCGUUGUCGGAGCUGUGUUCUCGCCACCACCACAGCAUGAGGCAGUCAUACCGGAUAUCCAACCCAUGCGGCGGGGCAGGCCACAGGCUUCGGCUCCGCGCCCGAACCCAUCUCCGAAGCCAACGCCCAUGGCGGGCACUGACGGUGACCCUUUCGCUGCGCUAGACGCCAAUGCCAGUUUGAAAAGUGGCGACGAGCUGUCGACUCGAUUUCCAACGCUCGAUCAGUUUUCGAUAUUGCAUGAAAAGGGCGUUGCCUUUGACUUUGACAGUUCCAGUUCGCCAACGGUUCCGAAGAAGGAUGGCGGAAAUGUAGCAGAUGAGGCAUUUGUCGUGCCUCAGAGCCAGCUCUCGCAGCCGCCAUCAAACAGUAGGAUAUCGGUCGAUGUGAACCGCGGCCCCACCUUGCCCUCGUCAUCGCCAGAAAGGCAGUCUACUCUGCCAAUGAAGCCAGUGAAGAGCUCGUCUGCUCCCCCUAAACCUACCGAGAUGAGCCGCGCAUCAGCUAUCAUCAAGAACACACCAGAGCUGCAAGCCAUCUCCUCGGGCUCAGCCCAGGGUUUUCAAUCUACUCCCGCUCGCUCAAAUAUGGUAUCAACGGGCACGAUGACGACUCCACCUCCAGAACGGCAGGCCUCUACUACUCCGUCGCAGUACCAGAUAUACCGCUUCCCCCCAAACGACCACCGACGGUCCUCGAGCGUCUCGAGACAGCAGCAGCAGCCCCAGCAACCGCUUCAGGACAUUCCACUGCCAAUCCGCACGGAGUCUCCGGCCUUGCGGCCUGCCGCAUCCCCUCGCAUAUCGUCCUUCCAGGGCCACUCUCGGCAACCGUCCUCGUCAAGGCCUUCACUUGAAGGGGGGCGGCCCAGUUUGGAAACCUUGGAGCCCAUCACAAAAUCGAGGUCGAUUUCUGGACGUCCGCGCCCAGUGAGCACCCAUCUCGAGUCUAACUUGGAUUUCCUUCGCGAGCAGGAGAAGAACUCGAAGCCAUUAGGCUCCCCAGUCCUUCCCUCGCCGAAACUGCCUCCUGCAGAAAGAGCACCGUCACCAAGUUUACUUGACGACGACAUGAAUAUCGAAUCGAAUGUUGACUUCCUCCGCUCGAUGGAAGACACUCAGCCGCGGAAGAGUUUGGAAGGCAAACGAUCCAGUCUUUCUAAUCUCGGGAAGAAGUCUAUCUUCGCUGGGAAAUUUGGCGAUGCUUUCAAACGAUUUGAAGGUAGCCAGUCCGAAGCACCGCCUCCAGAUCGCACUCCUUCACCAUUCAAGGUCAUGGAGCGUAGAGACCUGACGCCAAUCGCUGGGUCGGAAGCCACGGACGGUCGAAGUGAUGAUGGUCAGGUCCACGGUGAGUCCGACGAGCUGACACCAGCAAUGCGCCGGGAGAUAGAGCAGAGGCAGCUUGAGGAAGAAGAAAGAAGGGUUGCUGCUGCGCAAGCUGAAUACCGCGCGCGGCUUGCCCAGCGUGGGGGAGCAAAACCUGGACCGCCUCCUGUCGGUGGCUCUUCAAGGGCAGUCGCAAUACAGAACAAGGUGCAAAGUCUUUUGGAUGAGAACGCACGGUCGUCCUCAAAUGUGAAGAAGACGGCAGAGGGUUAUGGCCAAUACACGAGACCCGCCGCGAGCUCUGCGCAACCCGAUACGAGACCAGAAAUACCGCGCAAGCCGAUUGGUAGCAGCGGAGGCUCCACGGGAGCGCCUCGUCCGAUGUCCAGCUCCAGCUCCCUCAAUCGAGCUGCAGGCACGGCAGGGCCGGAUUUCUCAAAACCCACACCGCCGCCUAAAGACCCUGUACACAGACCGACGGCGCCACCAAAGCCAGGACAUCUGAAUAAGACCUUGACGAGCAGCAGCAGUAAUCACACGCUCAGGUCGUCGUCGCCGCCCAAGCAGGGCAUGAGCACCACCGGGAUGCGGCAAACGGGCAAGUUGGAGGCACUCAUAGCCGCUGACCUCCCCGGCCAGCCAGUCCUGGAUAUGACGGCUGAGGAGAAGGAUGAUUACGUCCGCGACUUCUCCAAGAGGUUCCCCAGCCUGACAUCAAUCGAGAUGGUCGAACGAGACUUGUCUGCCGAGGAGAACAACAAGCCCACGGGGAGAUAG